AUGGAGCGUGCCGCAGGCUCAACUGUGCAUCCACCAUAUUUUGAUGGGUACAACUAUGGUGCUUGGAAGGCUAAAAUGAAAUCUUUCUUAUGGUCCUUUGACGAACGUGUCUGGAAUAUUGUGGUUCAUAGAUUUUCUGAACCUACAAAAAUAACUGGAAAAGGAGAUGAAGAACACACAGUUCCUAAACCCAGAGAGGAAUGGACAAAUGUAGACGUCACACACAGUACCAAUAACCAAAAGGCGUUAAACGCUUUAUUUACUGCAGUUUCUCCUGAUCAAUUUGAAUACAUCUCAGGUGAAAAAAUUUCAGCAGAUAGAGUCGUGAAAAAGAUUUUGAGAUCGUUGCCUCAACGGUUCCAACUGAAGGUCACAGCCAUUGAGGAGAUUAGGGAUCUAAACACCAUGAAAGUGAGCGAACUCAUAGGCUCUCUUCAAACCUAUGAGAUGAAACAUCUAGCCCCUAAAAAGAAGAAGAGUGUUGCCUUCAACGUGGUGAAUAAAGAGGAAGAUGAUCAUCAAAAUGAAGAAUUUAAUGCAAAAGAGUUUACUAAAAAGAGAAAUUCUGAAGAGAAAACCAAGUGCUUUGAGUGCGAAGGGUAUGGACAUAUAGCUUCUGAAUGUGACAAUACAAUGAAAAAACAGAAUAGCAAAACUAAGGCAUGGAAUGCAACAUGGAGAAACAAUGAGUCAGAAUCUAAAAGUGAAGAGAAUACCGUUACUCUCAUUACCACUGUUAGUCUGGACGAAGCAUCAAAGAAAAAUGAUGAUGAAGGAUUGGAUAUUGAAUUUGUGCUGGACAAAUAUGAUGAUUUGCUGGCUGCCUCUCAGAAACUCAGCAAACAGAAUGCAGAACUCGUCAAAACUAUUGCUGUGUUAAAACUGGAAAAAAGAAGGAUUGCUAACUAG
Molecule: messenger RNA, 909 nt
Organism: Prunus persica (peach)
Lineage: Eukaryota; Viridiplantae; Streptophyta; Magnoliopsida; Rosales; Rosaceae
Exons: 3
Coding region: 1-909 (302 amino acids)
Molecular function (GO): nucleic acid binding; zinc ion binding
Source: RefSeq, a predicted model, not a curated record